Colossoma macropomum (tambaqui) is the source of this 1644-nucleotide messenger RNA. RefSeq lists its product as uncharacterized. The record is from RefSeq and is a predicted model, not a curated record. The transcript has 5 exons. NCBI's taxonomy places the organism in Eukaryota, Metazoa, Chordata, Actinopteri, Characiformes, Serrasalmidae. Bases 20 to 517 code for a protein of 165 amino acids.
CAGAAGAAUCCUGGCCACCAUGCGUGUGAAAAGCUGCCUGUUGCUAACAGCUGUAGCGCUGGGGCUCUGGGUGAUGGCAGCAGCAGAUCCACUUCACGCUGAGUGCAAGGUCAUCUGGCUGUUCGGAAUCCCGUGUCGGGAGGUCUUUGUGGCUCUGGUGAAUCAGAUCAAGGCCUGGAGGACCGAGUCCGGCUGCACUGCUGGAGGGGAGAAGUGCCUGUAUGAGCUGGUGUCUGCCAGGCCGCUGCUCAUCACAGCCAAGCAUACGUCCAGGCGCCGGGACAACGUGGAGGACCUGAGCUUCGCACUGAGGCCCACAGAGCAGGACCUGGCCUGCAGAGUUACAGGCGUUUCCACCUCUGAGUCGUGGUUCAUGCUGGCAGACAACGGCACCAACUACUGCACUCUGUACAACUUAAUAGAAGGCAGUGGACUGGUUGAUGCUGAAGGUUAUAAGCAGUACACCAAUGAGUGGAUCUGUCUGGACUACUUCACCGCCAACUGCACCAUCUAUUGAUUGUGUCCAGUCACCCAAAUGUUGAACAUCAUCAAACUGUGCACAUGCAAACAGGGGAAAGUGGGGGGGGGGAAACCGCACACAGGUUAACAUGUAACUCAGGUUUUUAUUUAGUCAGACAGGUUUAAGUAGAACAGCGGUCAACAAGUAAGUUUCACCUCCAACCCAAAUCUUGCACGUCUCAUUCAGCUGAUCUAGUUCUUCUACAGGCAGUAAUUAGACGGAUCAAGCGAGGUGGAUUAGGGUUGGAGCUGAAGUCUGCAGGAAGGUAGAUGUCCAGGUGCAGGGCUGGUGACCCCUGAAGAUGAACAUGCUUUUCAACACCUCUUCAUGUUGUAAUAGUGUCCUCAUGAGUGAAUUUCACCAGCAGUCAGACACAUUUCUCCACAUUCCCUUUAAAGACCUGUAUUGUUUUAAUCGGCCUCUUGGUGGCUGUAAUGUAGCACCGUUUUGAAGCAUGUAAAGAACUCUAACCAGGCUAAAGUGCAGCCUCCACAGGGGGGUGGGAGGUUUAACUCUGUUACAGCUAAACCUCUCAAAGUAAAUCAUACAGGAAGUCCAGAUCCCCCAUAAAACAUCAACACAUUUCUUUUUUUGGAAGCUUUUUAUUGACAGAUUUGUGAAAGAUGCAUUACAGAUAACUGAAAUAAAAUGCAUGUCACUUCUAUCAUGUUGAUAUUUGCUGUUCUACUUUGUGGUCAGGAUAAAUUCAGCAAGUUUAACAAAACCUCCUUUCACUAAAAUUAAUAAUUGCUACAGUUCUUUACUAAAAUUACUGACAUUUUUCAGCUGCCGUUUCUAUGGUGUCAAAGUUUUGAAAAUAAAAUUACUUGAAAAGUUAACUUACAUCGAAAGUUAAGAAGGUUUGUUCAUUCUUGUUUAAAAUGACUUUUAAGUAAGAAGUCACAUUGGCACUCCGUUAUUGGCUGAAUUGUUUAUAAACGAUGCUGUGACGCAGAAAAACAAUACAAAAUACAUAAAAAAUGUAAAAUAUUUUUCACAUUAAAACUACACAACAGACAGGACUGCCCAAAAAGAUGGGCCGGAUAUCUAAGAGAAGCUCCUUUGCAUCUCAUGAAACGGGCGAACGGUGACACUACAGGAUGUUUUACACUUUGGAAAAGCAA